Molecule: messenger RNA, 540 nt
Organism: Angiostrongylus costaricensis
Lineage: Eukaryota; Metazoa; Nematoda; Chromadorea; Rhabditida; Metastrongylidae
Source: the annotation of a GenBank genome assembly
AUGCACUCAAUGCUGUCCAAGAUGAAGGCGAAUCUCGAGGAUGAUUGGACUUCCUAUGGAAUUCGAAUAGGUGCACAGGGAGAGGAAAUCACACCUCUCCACCUCGCGACAGUUACAGAAAAGAGGGUGCCACUCAGUGUCAAGGCAAUCAGCUGGAAUUCUACUAUGACGGAGCUCGGAAUUCUGGCUAAAUGCUUGAUGGUCUGUCGUGUGUCCUUGGCACCCCAAGCUCAAUCUGGAUGCAAGACAGAACUCACAAGGAGAAUGCUCCAAAUUUUCUCGGUUGACCCGUAUUAUGUCGACAACGUUUCUGGAGUAACAGGUCUACAACAUUGGAUUUCAGUUCAAUCCUUUUGCUGCAUCGUUGCUGCGUUGGACAGGUUUUUGAGAAAAUGCCCAAGACAUGAGUUGGAGAGACUGAGAGCUUGUACCCUCGGUUCCCAGUAUAAAGAUUGUGUAAUGAUAGGAUCUAUCAAUCAUGUCGCCCGUACAUUGAGCACCACUCCUGGAAGAGUCUUCAAGUACAUUUUCAACAGGUAG